UCGCCUAGGUGCGCUAUGGGCAACCAGUUGAGUGUAAACAGCAUCCAGGAUGCGGUCAUCGAUCGCUUCCGCUCGGUGGCUUUGACCACCGAUGCCAACGGCGCUAUGCGCAUCCGUUCGUUCUCGGAGGGCGUGGUGGCCACCACCCACCAUCAUCAGCAUCAGCAGAAUCAGCAGCAGAGUCCGCAUUGCAGUGGACGUGGUGGGCGCAUACUGCGCGAAAGUAGCAUCGAUGGCGGGGUGGCCAUGUUUGAUGCUCUGCUCCGUGAUGAUCAUGAACACCGGCUGAGUUUGGAUGCAGUGCACCGCAUGCGGCAUGUUCGCACCUCCUGCACCACGAUUCCCGAAGAGGAUGCCGUCAGCGAUCGUAGCCUGCAGAUUCACCUCUCCACUCUUGCCCGCGAGCGUGAACUGGAACUUGAGCUUGAGCGGCAACGAGAACUCGAAGAACAAGUCAAACUGGAUGCCAGUAGACAGGUAAUCAGCCCCGACGACUGCGAAGAUCUCAGCCCGAUGCCACAGACAGCAGCUCCACCGGUUCGCAGGCGAGGUGGAAUCUCCGCCGAACCCGUAACCGAAGAGGAUGCCACCAACUAUGUUAAGAAGGUGGUACCCAAGGACUACAAAACGAUGAACGCCCUAUCCAAGGCGAUUGCCAAGAACGUCCUGUUUGCCCACUUGGACGAGAGCGAGCGAUCCGAUAUAUUUGAUGCCAUGUUCCCUGUAAAUCACAUUGCCGGCGAGAAUAUCAUCCAGCAGGGCGAUGAAGGCGACAACUUUUACGUGAUUGAUGUGGGAGAGGUCGAUGUUUUCGUCAACUCCGAACUGGUGACCACCAUCAGCGAGGGCGGAAGCUUUGGUGAACUGGCCCUCAUCUAUGGCACUCCUCGCGCCGCCACCGUGCGUGCCAAAACCGAUGUGAAGCUGUGGGGCAUCGACCGCGACUCCUACCGCCGCAUCCUUAUGGGCUCGACCAUCCGCAAGCGCAAGAUGUAUGAGGAGUUUUUGUCGCGUGUGUCAAUUCUGGAGAGCCUGGACAAAUGGGAGCGCCUCACAGUGGCCGAUUCUCUAGAGACGUGCUCCUUCGAUGACGGUGAGACGAUUGUCAAACAGGGAGCCGCUGGCGAUGAUUUCUACAUCAUCCUCGAGGGCUGUGCGGUGGUUCUGCAGCAGCGUUCUGAGCAGGGCGAGGAUCCCGCCGAGGUGGGCCGUCUCGGUAGCAGCGAUUACUUUGGCGAGAUUGCUCUGCUUUUGGACCGACCCCGUGCGGCGACUGUUGUGGCUCGCGGGCCGCUCAAGUGCGUCAAACUGGACCGGGCGAGAUUUGAACGUGUUUUGGGACCCUGCGCCGACAUACUCAAACGCAACAUCACGCAGUACAACAGUUUUGUAUCGUUGUCCGUUUAAGGCCGCCACAACGACAACUACCACUACAACAAAUCAACAACAAAGAGCAGCAGCAGCAAAGAAAGCAACAACCGACAAAACAAACAGAAACAACAACGCAGCGAACGUGGAAAACCAACAUGAAGACGAUGGGAAAUAGUUGGAUAGAUAAAUAGAAAACAAAACAAGCGCUCAGCAGCAUAAACAUGAAGUCGUAAACUAUAUAAGUGUGUAAAAUUAAUUGUCACAGAGCCAUUGGAUUCUCGAUUCUGUCGCAGAUUCAGAGUGCACGGGGGCUGAGGGCCAACAAAUAUUAAUUAUCCGAUUCUGUAUGUUGUGCUGAAGUUAUAUAAUAGUGUAUGUGUGUGUCUCUGCGUAAAGGUUACGGCGGGAUGUUCCACACCCUGCAACCCCCGAUAUCGGAGAUAGCUUUCCCUGGAUUAAUCUAUUUAAUUCUCUCAACUUCUUUCAAGUUCUUCGGCUAUUUAGACAAGAAAGCCCAUUUGUAUAAUCUAUGGGACCUGCUGCCUCCUCAAAAAACGUUUCAUUAAAUAUCCAACAGACAUCUGAAUGUUUUUUAAAAGAAAAGUAAGAUGAAUAUGUGUGUAAUAACUAAAAUUAUACAAAAAGGCAACACACACACAGGCACAAAACACAGACACACGAACUCAUACACUCUCAUUCGAGGCAUGAAGUCAAUGAAAGAGUAGGAUAUAAAUGAAAUAAUUGUAUUUCGCUUGUAUUCGUUGUUUUUUGUCUUAAACAAACACACAACGGCAGCAAUUAUUGAACCAUUUUAAUUUUAAUUUUAGUAAAUUAUUUUUAAAAGUAAACGCGUAGCACAUGAAGUCAGCGAGCCGUCAACCUUUUAAUUAAAUAUUAAAAUCAGUGAAAAAUUCAUGAUUUUCCCACA
Messenger RNA from Drosophila santomea, 2299 nucleotides. RefSeq names its product cAMP-dependent protein kinase type I regulatory subunit (gene Pka-R1). The transcript has 5 exons. NCBI's taxonomy places the organism in Eukaryota, Metazoa, Arthropoda, Insecta, Diptera, Drosophilidae. Gene Ontology annotation, cellular component: cAMP-dependent protein kinase complex. The record is from RefSeq and is a predicted model, not a curated record. Gene Ontology annotation, molecular function: cAMP-dependent protein kinase regulator activity. Gene Ontology annotation, biological process: regulation of protein phosphorylation. Bases 16 to 1407 code for a protein of 463 amino acids.